AUGGACGCUCCCGAACCGGACACGCCCUUUGCGGCAGUGUCUGCCCAUACCAGUCGGCUGCAGAUGCUGUACCAAACCUACCUCGACAAGUCCACUCCCUUCAUCGCCUACCGCUGGGCAGGCACCGGCGCCCUGUUCCUCCUGUUCGGCCUACGCAUAGUGUUCGCGCAAGGAUGGUACAUCGUCGCCUACGCGCUAGGCAUCUACCUCCUCAACCUCUUCCUCGCCUUCAUCUCUCCCAAAUUCGACCCCUCGCUCGAGCAAGAUACGGACAUGGAAGAUGGCGUGCCUGCAGGACAAGACUCGGCGCUGCCGACGAAGAACGAUCAAGAGUUCAAGCCGUUUGUGCGGAGACUGCCUGAGUUCAAGUUCUGGCACUCGGCUACGAGGGCGAUCGGGCUGGCGUUUCUGUGCAGCUGGAGCGAGAUCUUCAACCUGCCGGUGUUCUGGCCGGUGCUGGUGGUGUAUUGGUUGAUUCUGGUGUUUUUGACCAUGAGGAGGCAGAUCCAGAGUAUGAUCAAGUACAGGUACGUGCCUUGGGACUUUGGCAAGGCCCGAUACGAUGCUUCCAAAAAGUAA
Zasmidium cellare ATCC 36951 is the source of this 579-nucleotide messenger RNA. RefSeq lists its product as uncharacterized. Gene Ontology annotation, biological process: protein retention in ER lumen; retrograde vesicle-mediated transport, Golgi to endoplasmic reticulum. The record is from RefSeq and is a predicted model, not a curated record. NCBI's taxonomy places the organism in Eukaryota, Fungi, Ascomycota, Dothideomycetes, Mycosphaerellales, Mycosphaerellaceae. The transcript has 4 exons. Bases 1 to 579 code for a protein of 192 amino acids. Gene Ontology annotation, cellular component: Golgi membrane.